UUUUUUCUGUUCCCCUAAUCUUGGCUGGCCAGAGCCCAACUCUUGUGGGCUAAUGCACGGCAGCUCCUCAGCCUCCACCCAGGCUUCCGGACUGGAUGGACACUAGGGAUAAAACAGGCCUGGAGAGUCUCAGGAGCACUGCUCUGCACAACGCCGGCUCGGACUGCCCUCGAACUCUGGUCUCCGGUUGGCACCUCGGCAACAUGAGCCUCAGAAUGGGUUCCUGUGCCUUCCCCAUCCCCGGGCUGCUGCUUCUAGGACUGCUGCUCCUUCCAGCUGUGGUUGCCAGAACAAGCGCAGAACCUGAAGAAGGAGAGGGGGACCUGCAGUGCAUGUGUGUGAACACCACCUCGCGAGUCCAUCCCAAGCACAUCAUCAGCCUGGAGGUGAUCCGAGCUGGACCCCACUGCCCCACCUCCCAAAUGAUAGCCACGCUGAAGAAAGGGAAGAAAAUUUGCCUGGACCCUCAUGCCCCCAUAUACAGGAGAAUAAUCCAGAAACUUGCUGGAAGUAAACCACUAGCAGACUGAACCUGCACAUUUACCGUAUAGUGCAUUUUGCUUCCUCCCCUCCAUUUUCAAUUUAUCUGUGGAAAAAAUCUGACGUUUUACUAUCCUUCAAAUUCUAAAUAAAGAAAAUCAACUGCAUUAUGGUAGAGUCAAAAUAUUUCCUAAUUGAGCUAAGUAUCAUAGUAUUACAUAAGAAAAAAUUCUCCAGAAUUUUAAGCAAAAAUAUUUAGGAAGACUUGGUUUAAUAAACACUGGUUUUGCUUGGUGUUGU
Messenger RNA from Phyllostomus discolor (pale spear-nosed bat), 780 nucleotides. Its product is annotated as platelet factor 4-like. The coding region runs from base 96 to 530 and encodes 144 amino acids. Gene Ontology annotation, molecular function: chemokine activity; CXCR chemokine receptor binding. Gene Ontology annotation, cellular component: extracellular region. NCBI's taxonomy places the organism in Eukaryota, Metazoa, Chordata, Mammalia, Chiroptera, Phyllostomidae. The record is from RefSeq and is a predicted model, not a curated record. The transcript has 3 exons. Gene Ontology annotation, biological process: inflammatory response; cellular response to lipopolysaccharide; antimicrobial humoral immune response mediated by antimicrobial peptide.